AUGACGGCUUCAACCGCACCUCAGAGCACCGGUACGGCGCUGGCAUUUGUCAUCGCAAAUGUUGUAAUUGCAUUGUUGGCGAUGGGGUUCGUCGGGCUUCGCUUCUUGGCACGGUAUCGGUUCUCUGGGCUGGGUUGCUGUGAUAUUUUUGUGUUUCUUGGCUCUCAUACCUUUAUCUUCAACAUUUUUUACAUAAUUGGUCUGGGUGCGACCAGAAUGAGCCUACUUCUAUUCCUCCUCCGUGCCGUUGCAUCACGGCCGCUGAAGAUCGCUUGCCAUGUGGCAAUCGCCAUAACGGCCGUCUGGACGGUCGCCUUUGGGCUCUCCCAGGUGUUUAUAUGUACUCCAGUUGCUUCACAGUGGGACUUGAGUCUGAAUGGGACGUGUGCCAGCCGGAUUGGCAUUUACAAUGCCAUGAUAUACACGAAUAUCGUACUCGACUUGGGUAUCAUGUUGUUGCCAUCUUAUGAGAUCUGGCAUCUCAACUUCAGCCACGCGGAGAAGGCUGGCCUUGCAGCAACAUUUAUUCUUGGCUUUGGCGCCGUCAUCGCAAACUGCGCCAGACUGACCACCGUGGGCAUCGCCGACACGUAUGGGGACUUUGUCGGCACCGUGGACGACAAGUUCUACUUCCUGGCAGCGCUCGAGGUGGUCCUGGGAAUCUCAGCCGUCAGCAUUCCUGCGCUGAGGCCGCUCUACUGCCACAACGGGGGUCCAGGCUCGUGGCUGCGACUGUGUCGGUUGAUCCGAGGCGGCAGUUGUGAAGGUAAUGAUGAUAGUGCAGGGGCUGAGCUGGGCCGGGUGCGUGGGCGGAACACGGAAGGUAUCGAGAAGGGGAUCACGGUCGAGACAGAAUUUAUCCUGUCGUCAUACCGCACCUCAAAUUAA
This is a messenger RNA of Pyricularia grisea, 888 nucleotides long. RefSeq lists its product as uncharacterized. The record is from RefSeq and is a predicted model, not a curated record. Bases 1 to 888 code for a protein of 295 amino acids. The transcript has 4 exons. Lineage: Eukaryota; Fungi; Ascomycota; Sordariomycetes; Magnaporthales; Pyriculariaceae.